Clarias gariepinus (North African catfish) is the source of this 2102-nucleotide messenger RNA. Its product is annotated as protein NipSnap homolog 2-like. Gene Ontology annotation, cellular component: mitochondrion. NCBI's taxonomy places the organism in Eukaryota, Metazoa, Chordata, Actinopteri, Siluriformes, Clariidae. The transcript is spliced from 10 exons. The record is from RefSeq and is a predicted model, not a curated record. The coding region runs from base 41 to 904 and encodes 287 amino acids.
UUAUGUAGCGCGAGCGGCGGUUAACCGACACUGAGUAAAGAUGGCGGCGGCCCGAGUCCUUCAGAGCCUGGGGAAGAGCCUGCAGCGGGCCAACAACGGGCUGAGGCACACACAGCAUGCGGCUGUGACCAUCAGAACCCUGUCUGCGUCCUCGAACCGAAACCGUGAGGACAGCUGGUUCAAGUCUCUCUUUGUGCGGAAAGUCGACCCCAGGAAGGAUGCACACUCUCACCUGCUGGCCAAGAAAGAAGAGCAAAACCUGUAUAAAAUUCAGUUUCACAAUGUCAAGCCAGAGUGCCUUGAUGAUUAUAACAAACUUUGCGAACAAGUCUUGCCAUCUAUCCAUGCCAACCCUGACUAUUCGUGUGAGUUGGUGGGCACCUGGAACACCUGGUAUGGAGAGCAGGAUCAAGCAGUGCAUCUUUGGCGAUACAGAGGAGGCUAUCCCGCCCUGACUGAUGUCAUGAACAAGCUUAAGAAGAAUAAGGAGUUUAUGGAGUACAGAGAGAAGCGAGGAAAGAUGCUGCUGUCUCGUAGAAAUCAGCUGCUGCUUGAGUUCAGCUUCUGGAACGAGCCUGUGCCCAGAGACGGGCCCCACAUAUACGAACUCAGAUCCUACCAGCUCCGGCCUGGAACGAUGAUCGAGUGGGGAAAUUACUGGGCUCGGGCUAUUGAGCUCCGACAGCAGAACAACGAGGCCGUGGGAGGCUUUUUCUCUCAGAUCGGGAAUUUGUACAUGGUACAUCACCUGUGGGCGUAUAAAGACCUGCAGUCGAGGGAGCAGACUAGAAACGCAGCCUGGCAGCAUGAAGGUUGGGACGAAGUCGUCUACUACACAGUUCCACUGAUUCAGCACAUGGAAUCGAGAAUAAUGAUUCCGCUGAGCACUUCACCCCUGAAGUAGCGUCGCCGUGACGACCCCGACAGAAAGCUACAAAUCAAAGCGUUUUUAAAAACGGAUCACAAACCGAGAUUCAGUCAGAUUUUGCACCGCUGUGUUUUGGGAGGGGGGUAAAAAAAAAAAACAACUUAAAAUUUGUAGCAUUGUAACUUUUUUUUUUUCCUUUAUUUUUACUUACAUUUCCUUAUGUAUGUCUGAUUAGAAACUGCGGCCAUUUUGAUCCAAAUCUCUCAACAAAACAGAACUUAACUCUGAACAGAUGCAGAACUCUAGAACUCUAAAUCUUUUUUUUUUUUUGAUAUAAAAUCUCCCACAAUGAUUUGCUUUUGUUUGAUUCUCCAGUUAUUUCUUGUUACCAUGGAUACAGCGGUUACAUCACUUGUGUUGUUCACAUCAUAACAAAUUGGCAAUGUUUUCUUUCAAAUCUAGUCAGGAUGUUUUGACUCUUACUUUAUUUUGAGAUGUUUAUUUAAAAAAAAAAACUUCCAGUAUGCUUGUUUUUUUGUUAUUAUGUGUGUGUGUGUGCGCGCGCAUACGUUUGGAGGAGACUCCGGUUAAAAUAUCCUGAUCUGGAACUUUCUUGUCUUCAUAUUUACUGUAGUUCAGUUUUAUAACAGGAAGUAAUGGAUCUGUAAUAGAAACUGAAGGGGUGUGUGUGUGUGUGUGUGAUUUAUUACAGGUAGUGAGAGACUUGUAUGCAGAAAUAUAUGUCUAAAAGAAAUGCAUAAAUUGAGUAUAUAGUGAGGUUAUAACAGAAUAAUAAAAUAAAAUGAACUCAGUUUGCCAGAUGCUGGUUGUAGAUGUGAGAAAUGCGCUGGAAUUUAUAAACUAGAUUGGAAGAGAUACGAAAGUGAAAAUGGUUCAAGUGCGACGUCUUCUCCUUAAAAGUGAGUCUCAUUUAUGUCAGUCCAAUAAAUUUCACCUUAUUUUCUUUCGUUUGCGGCUGUGGUGUUUGUCCGUUUCAGGUCAUCGAUCAGACAAACGAAUCGUCGCCACGUCUUUUGUUUCAUCACAUCGUCAAUGAAUUUAUGAGAAAACCUUCGACUUCAGGAGAACUGACAAACCUCACAAGCUGUUGUUCUACUCAGAGAUUCUGUCUGGAUGAUGAAUGAAUUCAUACCUAAUAUUUAAUGUGGUUUUAUUUAAUAUCCACUGCUCUGAGAAGAUUAGCUGUACAUACUGAAAUAAAUUUAUGAUUGAA